Molecule: messenger RNA, 1305 nt
Organism: Dryobates pubescens (Downy woodpecker)
Lineage: Eukaryota; Metazoa; Chordata; Aves; Piciformes; Picidae
Product: gastrula zinc finger protein XlCGF26.1
Exons: 2
Coding region: 1-1305 (434 amino acids)
Biological process (GO): regulation of transcription by RNA polymerase II
Cellular component (GO): nucleus
Molecular function (GO): DNA-binding transcription activator activity, RNA polymerase II-specific; RNA polymerase II cis-regulatory region sequence-specific DNA binding
Source: RefSeq, a predicted model, not a curated record
AUGGAGGAUGAUGAUGCUGAGGGGAAUGAUGGCUAUGAGGAGGAUGAGUAUGAAGAAGAGGAUAAUAAUGAAGGUGAAGGUGACCAGGAUAAGGAGAAGGAAUCCCGACCCUUCGUCUGUGGUGACGACGGCAAGCGGUUCAGCAGGACCUCUGACUUCAUACAGCACUGCCUCACCAAGACUGAAGAGAAACCGUUCACCUGUGCUGUCUGCGGCCAGAGCUUCUCCCGGAGCGGUCACCUCACCACCCACCGCCACACCCACACCGGUGAGAAGCCCUUCACUUGUGACACCUGUGGCAAGAGGUUCAGACAGCGCGCUCAUCUUAGGCGACACCACCUCACCCACACCAGUGAGAAGUCCUUUACCUGCAGUGACUGUGGCAAGAAAUUCAAACACAGCUCCAAACUCACCAUCCACCGCCGCAUCCACACUGGAGAGAAGCUGUUCCCCUGUGCUGUGUGUGGCAAGAGCUUCAUAUUGAGCACCCAACUCAUCCAGCACCAACUCGUCCACAGCGGUGAGAAGCCGUACAGCUGCGCCGACUGUGGCCAGAACUUCACCUACAGUUUCAGUCUCAGUGAGCACCGCCGCACUCACACCGGUGAGAGGCCGUACAGCUGUGUUGAUUGCGGCAAGACAUUCACCCACAGCUCCAGCCUAAGCCAGCACCGCAGUGUGCACAGCACUAAGUCCUUUACCUGCAGUGACUGCGGCAAGAAAUUCAAACAUAGGUCCAGCCUCACCAUCCACCACCGCAUCCACACCAGAGAAAAGCUGUUCCCUUGUGCUGAGUGUGGCAAGAGCUUCACCACGAGCACUACAUUCAUCCAGCACCAAAUCAUCCACAGUGGUGACAAACCGUACAGCUGUGCCGACUGUGGCAAGAGUUUCAGCCGCAGCUCUUAUCUCAGCCAGCACCGUCGUGUGCACAGCACUGAGAAGGCCUUCACAUGCAGGGACUGUGGAAAAACCUUCAAAACCAGCUCCAGCCUCACUAUCCACCGCCGCAUCCACACUGGAGAGAAGCUGGUCCCCUGUGUUGAGUGCGGCAAGAGCUUCACCAGGAUCAAUGCAUUCAUCCAGCAUCAACUCAUCCACAGUGGUGAGAAACCAUACAGCUGUGAUGACUGCGGCAAGCGUUUCACCCAGCGUUCCAACCUGACCACGCACCAGCGUGUGCACACUGGUGAGAAGGCUUUCACCUGUGCCAACUGCGGCAAGAGCUUCACCAAGAAGGGCUACCUUUCCAAGCACCGCUGCAGCCACACCAGAGACCAGACACUGGAGGGGAGGCACAAAUAG